AACCCAAAUUCGAAAGUGUAUUGAAAGUUAGGAAUUUUCCUGGUGUGAGUCUGAGAAAGUGAAUUUUCCAAGAAAAUAAGAAUUGAAGAAGGAAGGAGAGAGAUGAGUAGUUCAUCACCAGCACAUUCUUCAAUAUCAACAACAGCAAUAGCUGGAGAAAGAGGAGAACGAAAUGGCAGCAGCAAUCCUGCUUUGUCUACAGACGACUUCUUCUUCCCCAUUGAUCUGAUUUCUAUUCAAGAUCGCAAAGAAGAGGCAAUGCUUGUUAUAAAAUCUGAUCUGAUGGACGCACUUAACAAGGUGGUUAAAUCUCUUGAUGAAGAUAAUUGGAUCUUUGAAGGACCACGCCACCAUAUCAACCCUAUAUCAAGAAAAGGCGGUUUUCUCCAGAAGCAUAUGGAAAUUUCAAAUAAUUGGAAUUUAGCCCCACCAAAAUGAUUUUCAGCUAGGAUGGAUAAUGUAUUUGUUGUAUUUGUAUGAUGUUAUGAUGUUAUGAUGUUAUGAUGUUAUGAUGUAGAAGCAGCAUGUUGAUAUGAAUUUCUGGAUUUGCUGCUUUGGCACAAGAUUGACAAGCAUUUUGUUCU
Molecule: messenger RNA, 584 nt
Organism: Prunus mume (Japanese apricot)
Lineage: Eukaryota; Viridiplantae; Streptophyta; Magnoliopsida; Rosales; Rosaceae
Gene: SAMBA
Product: valine-tRNA ligase
Biological process (GO): negative regulation of organ growth
Molecular function (GO): anaphase-promoting complex binding
Source: RefSeq, a predicted model, not a curated record